AUGAUUUAUCAGACAAAUUUAGGAAAAGAAGAUAUCAAAAUAAUCUUUAUAUUUUUUUGAAAAAUAUUUCCUAAAUCAGUUCUUUGAAAACAGUGCCAAUACGUUAUUUACGUGUUGGGUGAUCGAUGUUUAAAAUUCUAGAAUAAUGAAUCAAAUGUUUGUUUCUUAAUAAAACAAUUAUCGACAACUCAUUAGUUAUGUCCCGCAAAUCAGUAUUCUUGGUAGCUGUAACAGUAGUGAUGUUAUAUUUCUCAAUAAUUUUGUUCAUGUUGAGUCCCCUACAUGGUGCGAAAAGUUCGUAUUACGGCAAUAACUAUAUGAAUCACUUCGGUUACCGGCAAACGCCGCAAGUGCAGUGGUGUAAGGAGCUCAAAUGGCGGUCACCUCCUGCCCCCAAGGUGACGGCUUUGGCUUCAUUCCCUGGAAGUGGAAACACCUGGUUGAGAUAUUUGUUGCAACAGUCUACAGGAAUUGUAACUGGGUCUAUCUACAUGGACUAUGGUCUCAAACUACAUGGGUUCCCAGCUGAGAACACUACGGAUGGCUCUGUACUGGUGGUGAAGACCCACGGAGCUCCUCCAUUGGACACCUAUAAAUUUGAUGCGGCUGUACUAUUAAUUAGAAACCCUCGAGAUGCUAUUUUAGCGGACUUUAACCGACUUUUUAAGGGUCACAUCGGCACUGCGCCUAAAUAUGCCUUCAAGAGGAGGUCAAACAACAACAAGAGAUCCGACUGGGCAACCCACGUAUACCAGCAAUUGCGCGAAUGGGAGGUGAUGCACCAGAAAUGGCUGACGCAGUUCCCCGGGCCCAUACACCUGGUGUUCUACGAGGUGCUGGUCCGAGACACCAGGACUGAGCUGAAUGCCAUAUUGCAGUUCUUGAACCAUACAGUUUCCGAGGACGACAUGGACUGCACGAUUCUGAACAAGGAGGGCAUAUACAGGAGGAAGAACAAACACCAAGAUUUCGAUCCGUACACUGCGGAUAUGUACAAAGGCUUAGAGCAGGUCCGUCAGAGGAUAUUGAGACUGGUGAAUGAGUAUCAGAAGAAAAAUAAUGUCACGGUGAUGAGAAAGGCUUAGUUACUUGUGUUUAUAUGUAUAACAGGUAUUUAACAUUUUACGGGGCAGACAGAGCCACUAGUCUCGAGAAAGGAUACAAAGGCUUAGUCCUUUACAUACGUAUGUGUAUCAAGUAUUUAUCCCUUAUGGGGUAGACAGAAAUUGUCUCGAAAAGACUCGUGGAAGCCUCGCUCAGAUGAAUGAAAAGGUUAGGCUAGUAAACAGGUUAGUUGUAUAGAAAUAUUUUUAAGCGAGAAGUGAGUUCAGCAUAUCAUGUAAACUUUUGAAAAUGAUUGUGAAGUGGCUAUGAAAUGGCUUCAAACUAUUUAUAACUGAAUAUGUAAUACCGUACGUUCAGCUGAAUGUUGCAGAAUGCUGAAAGCCCAGAAUUAUGUGACUUUGAACUCCGUCAGUUAGAAGCCAAAAUUAAAUCGUCCCUCUUACGUAAGUAAAGGCAGCUUCCCGGAGCGUGUCACGCGCUACGGCGUUUUUAUCGCGCGAUAAACUAUCGCUGUCCCUUUCCACGUCAUAAUAAAAAGCGAAACAGCGAUAGUUUUUUAAAGACAAUAAGUUAUCAUUCAUUUUAGCUAUCACAGACGCAACAGUCGAUACUAGAGAAUUCAAUCUUGUUCCUGCUCUCAAUACGCCAAAGCCAAACCUUAACUAGCCAUUGGUUCGCGUCUUGAGGGAGGUCAGGUCAGGACGGACUAAAAGAAACUAACCUCCCACCACUAGAUGGAUCUAAUUCAGGAAACCUAGUUCUCGACACUAGUAAUACUAAUGAAAUUACGUUUUUGAACGCCAAAACUAGUGAGUAGUUCACAGAAAGUAGAAAUAAUAAGUUCACAUCAUUUGUGUAGACAUGUAUUUCAUUUUCAUAUUCAAUACCGGAUGCAAUUAUAUAUAUAUACAUAUAUAUAUAUAUAUAUAUAUUUCACCGUUGCACCGAAUAUCACAUUAACUUUAAAUGAUAAAUCCGGUAUUGAAUGUUACAAAAUAUUUAUCUCCAUGUGAUCAAACCAACUAGGCCUAACUAAACCAGAUAUUUCAAAGGCAAUAUUAACAAAGAGAGACAUAUACCUAUAUGUUUUUUAAAUUUCUUCGCGAAAUUUUGUAUCACCAAUGUCUAUGAAUUUAUAAUCUAAGGUAAAAGAAAACUUUCAAUCAUAAGUGUUGCCGCAUUUAAAAAAAAAUGUUGCCGGUCACCUUAUCGGCACUAUGUGAUAGUGGUUCGCUCAUACCAUAGAGUAAGUAUUAAAAUGAACAGAAAUGUAGAAUGUCAAAGGAAAAAAGUAUUAUUUAUUGUUAUGUUUAUUUUAACAAUUUUUUCAUAAUAUUAUUGAGGCAAGUCUACCUAGCCUCAAAUUAUCGUGAUUUUUUAAAGUUUAUUUUAUCAUUUCAGUGUUAUCUUUUAUUGUUGUUAUAAAUUAGCCCUAAAUACGUACUUAGCAAAGCUUUAAUUGUUUACUUACCUACCUCAUUAUUCUAGUCUUUAAAUUUAGUCGAAUUACCUUGUUUUAUACAUGUAUUAACUUUGUUGUGAAAGAACUUAAGUAAUUUUAGUUUAGGCUUCUAUAUAGAUCACACGAGCUUAUCACAGAAAUCUGAAUAAUAUAAGAAAUUAAAAAUAUCUUGUACU
Messenger RNA from Amyelois transitella, 2703 nucleotides. RefSeq names its product WSCD family member AAEL009094. Gene Ontology annotation, molecular function: sulfotransferase activity. The coding region runs from base 198 to 1085 and encodes 295 amino acids. Lineage: Eukaryota; Metazoa; Arthropoda; Insecta; Lepidoptera; Pyralidae. The record is from RefSeq and is a predicted model, not a curated record. The transcript has 5 exons.